AUUAGCUUUUAAUUGAUCCCCGGAAUGUGUGAUGUGUAGGUAACGUUGAUUUCGUUUAGUUAAGUUAUCAGGAUGCUAGUUAUAAAUAGAAAUCUCUUCAUUUUGUGUUGGCUGUUGUUCACUUUUUCUCUGAAUGCCGAUGCAAAAUGUAGUUUUUACGGAAUGUGCAAUACCGAUGACAGAGGACUGGAACAAUAUUGUGUUCCAUAUUUUGAUAUACCAACACAACCGAAACCAUUGGAUGAGUCAGAUCCUAAUUAUGAAGAGGCUAUAUCUGGUAUUAGAGAAUAUUGUCCCCAUCUGCUUGACGAAAAUGGAAAAACUAAAGAUCUGUGUUGCGACCCUGCCCAAGUGAUCGCAGUGGCAGAUGGUUUUAAGAAAUCCGCACCAUUCAAGAGAUGUCCUUCAUGUGCCAAAAAUAUAUACAGUCUUUUCUGCGAGAUCACUUGUUCUCCAAACCAACAUGAAUUUGUGACUCAUUAUAACUUCAAACCGGCUCCCCAACAUUGGCCUCGACGGUACGUCACCGACUUCGAUUUGAACAUUUACGAAUCGACAAUGAAUAAAGUUUACGCAUCUUGCAAAGAUGUUUCAAUGCCGUCUACAGGAGGAUUGGUUAUUGAGAGUGCAUGUGGAACAAGCGGGAAGUGUUCUCCAGAACGAUUUUUUGAGUUUACGACUGAUCCAGUAAAGAAUCUCUUCUCCCCUUUCAAGAUGAAUUUCAAUCCUGUUAAUGAUUCUGUAGUUGGAGCUGUGAAUUCAACAUCAUAUUCUUGUGAAGAGGCUUGGCCAGAUUCAAUAAGUUGCGGAUGUGUAGACUGCCCUUCGAGUUGUGAUGGUAACAAAUUCGAUGUCAUUGACGACACAUUUUUACUGUUCGGACAAUUCAAAAUCAUUUCCUUCGCUGUAUCAAUGUUGAUACUGAUUAUGGGCUUAACCAGUAUGGCAGUCAUAAUAAUAUUCAGAAACACUUCAUGUAAAAUUGGUGGAUGUGGAAAAAUUGGUUCGUGUACAAGAAUAAUAAAAAAAUAUGGAGACAAAGUCCAUCAAAAUUUGGAAGACGCAUUUUACGUUUUAGGUAGAGUUGUGGUGAUGAAUAGAUUCAAAGUUUUGGCUAUGUGCGUCGUAGUGAUGGUUUUUCUUGCAGUGGGCAGUCUAUUUCUAAAAGUGACUUCUGAUCCAGUGGAAUUAUGGGCUUCACCUGAUAGUCGAAGUCGACAGGAAAAAAAAUUCUUCGACGAUAACUUCGGACCAUUUUACAGAUCGAAUCAAAUUUUUAUAAAAACCGUAGGAGUUGAACCGUUUCAGUUUGAAUCAAAGGACGACGGAGAAAUUACUUUGGGACCCGCAUUCAAUGAGACUUUUUUGAAUGAGGUAUUCAGGAUACAAAAACUUAUUGAAAAUAUAACUUUUGAAACAACAAAAGCAGACGGAACAAUAAUCACGAAGGGUCUGGAAAGUAUCUGCUAUACUCCUAUACGAACAAUUUAUUCAGAUGAACCAUCUAUAAAUGAUUGUACAGUUAUUUCUCUUCUGGGAUUAGUCGAAAACAGCAUAGAAAAAUUCAAUUCCAAUAUAACUACUUCCUAUCAGACUAUUAUCGAGUGUUUGCGAUCACCCUAUAGCAUGAAUUGUUUAGCCCCGUAUGGAGGUCCAAUUCUGCCAGGACUAGCGUUAGGGGGAGCCUCCCACGAAAAGGAAUAUUUCGAUGCCGUUGGUGUGACGCUUACUUUCAUAACUUCAAAUAAAGCGGAUAAAAAUGAGCUAACCGACACUAUGGAGUGGGAAAAAAGAUUUAUAUCCUUAUUGAAAGAAUAUGAUGUCGAAGAACGACCAGAUUUCAUGGACAUUGCCUUCAAUGCCGAAAGAUCCAUUGAGGAUGAAAUUGCAGAACUUUCGAAAUCCACUGCGUGGACAGUCGCUGUCAGCUAUUCAGCAAUGUUCAUUUAUAUAACUUUGUCACUGGGAAAUAUAACGAGCUGCAGACAUUUCAUGUUUGAAUCGAGGAUAUCCCUUGCCUUUGGAGGAAUUGUGAUAGUAUUCGUCUCUGUGAUUUGUUCAGUAGGUCUUUGUGCAUAUUUUGGUAUAACAACAACUAUGAUAACUAUUGAAGUUAUUCCGUUCCUGGUAUUGGCUGUCGGAGUCGACAACAUAUUCAUUAUAGUUCAAACCCAUCAAAGAUCUGAAAACAACAAUAAAGAUAUAACAGAAAGUAUUGGACGAACAAUGAAGAAAGUGGGACCUAGUUUAGUGUUGACGAGUAUUUCAGAAAUACUUUGUUUUGCAAUAAGUUGCCUGUCUACCAUGCCAGCUGUGCAUACAUUCGCAUUAUUUGCCACGAUAGCCGUUUUAUUCAAUUUCAUAUUCCAAAUAACAGCAUUCGUUGCUCUCUUGUCAUUGGACGUGGAGAGGCACCAGAAGAACCGAAUGGAUUUGUUUUGCUGUAUAAAAUCCGGUAACCCUCAAAAAGACAACGUACCCGGCAUGUUGCAGAAGUUUUGGAUCAAUUACUACACACCAUUCAUAAUGAAGUAUCCCGUCAGAUGCGUCAUAAUGUUGCUUUUCACAUUGAGUCUGUGUGCUUCAAUUCUAGUUAGCUCUUGGAUAGAAAUUGGGCUAGAUCAGAAAUUGUCGAUGCCUCAAGGAAGUCAUGUACUCAAAUAUUUUGAGUUCAUGAACAGCUUACUGGGAAUAGGUGUUCCAGUUUAUUGGGUGACGAAAGGACCGAUAGACUACUUCGAUCCAGACAUUUACAAAAACUUGUGUGGAGGUUCCAAUUGUUCGUCGAGUUCUGUAAGCACUCAACUAUAUAUGGCGGCAAAACAAAGUAACAUCACAUACUUGUCAGUUCAGGCAAGUUCCUGGUUGGACGAUUUCAAGGAAUGGGGAGAAAGCGACAGUUGCUGCAAAUAUUUCAAAUCGAAUGGAUAUUUUUGCCCCCACACUUAUGGCUCAGAUAACUGCGACCUUUGUAAUUAUGAUUCGAUGGGAAAUAUGACUCAGUACGAAUAUUUCAAGAGAUAUCUUCCUCAUUUCCUCAACGACAAUCCCGAUCCGAGUUGUUCCAAAGGAGGGCAUGCUCCUUACUCAGGGGGGAUUAACUACAUCACUGAUGAAAAUGGCCUUUCUACCGUAAUAGCAUCCUAUGUUAUGUCAUAUCACACCGUAGCGAAAAAUUCUUCAGACUUUAUAGGAGCGUUGAAAUACGCCAGACACAUUGCAGAAAAUUUGACAAAAACCAUCGACAUUCCAGGUGUUGAAAUAUUUCCUUACGGGGUUUUUUACGUAUUCUACGAACAAUACCUAACGAUAUGGGCUGACACUCUGGAGUCCUUGGCGUAUGCAUUGUUGGGUGUUUUUGUAACGCACAUGAUCUUCACUGGAUUCAGCAUUUUUUCUUCUGCGGCUGUUACUGUCACUGUGAUUAUGAUAAUCGUACAUAUGAUGGGGCUGAUGUGGGCAUGGAAUAUAUCACUGAAUGCUAUUUCUCUUGUGAAUCUAGUCAUGAGUGUUGGAAUUGGAGUAGAAUUUUGCGGACAUAUUGUACAUUCAUUCUUACAUUCCUCGAAAGACGACCCGACUGACAGAGCUGCUGACGCGUUGGGUGACAUGGGAAGUAAGAUGGCCCCAUAGGACGAAAUCGAAAGG
Messenger RNA from Leptinotarsa decemlineata (Colorado potato beetle), 3648 nucleotides. RefSeq names its product NPC intracellular cholesterol transporter 1 homolog 1b. NCBI's taxonomy places the organism in Eukaryota, Metazoa, Arthropoda, Insecta, Coleoptera, Chrysomelidae. The record is from RefSeq and is a predicted model, not a curated record. Gene Ontology annotation, cellular component: plasma membrane. Gene Ontology annotation, molecular function: cholesterol binding; lipid carrier activity. Gene Ontology annotation, biological process: sterol transport; intestinal cholesterol absorption; cholesterol homeostasis.